Messenger RNA from Blepharisma stoltei, 2565 nucleotides. NCBI's taxonomy places the organism in Eukaryota, Ciliophora, Heterotrichea, Heterotrichida, Blepharismidae. The record is from the annotation of a GenBank genome assembly.
AUGAACUCUAAACUUCUAGAAAAUUACUACAGGAAUUUUUUCCCAUGCAAUGACCUCUGCAGAUGGCUCAACUUGGGAAUUGAUCUUAAAAUCGAUGAUUCUACCACCAGAAAAUCAUACUUUGAGAGAAGAGAGUUUGUUUUUUACUACCACGGAGAUAUCUAUUGUCGUCACAUAAGUUUUAGCUCAGCGGAUGAGCUCAAAGAGCAGCUUAUCCAUGAUAAGCCGGAAAAGUUUGGGAUUGGAGCUGUCUACAGCUUGCCUCCAAAACUUCGAAACCGAAAACAAAAGAAAAUAAAGUACGAGCCAGUCGAACGCGAAUUUGUUAUUGAUAUAGACAUGAGUGACUAUGAUAAAGUCAGAACUUGCUGCUCUGGGGCAGUUGUCUGCCAGCUUUGUUGAAAAUUUUUAGAAUUGGCUUGAAAGACAAUAGACAAUAUUCUAAAAGAGCUGUUUGGUUUUAGCUCCCCCCUUCUUGCAUUGAACAAAACAUCAAUAAAAUUUGCAUUUUUGGGUAUUUUAAAUCCCCUUUAAAUUUGAGGAAAAUCUGUUUUUUCAAUCGGAAAGUUAAUCGAUAAAAAUACUAAUUUAUAUAAAAUAGCUUUAACCUAAUUUAAUAGACAAAAUGCAAGGAAAAUGCUAUUUAGAUAUUUAUAAAACUGAAUCAAUUAAUUUUUGGAAUUAAUUCUUCAUAAAAAGAAAUUAAAAUUCAAAUUAUUGCGCUUGAUCUAUAUUUUUUUAAAAAAUAUCAAAUUUGAUAAUACAAAUUUUUUAUUUACCUAAUUUAAUAGACAAAAAACAAGUUAAAAUUUAAUCAUUUUUAACACUGAAAAUUUAUAUUUUUAAUUCUUAAAUCCUUCCCUCAGUGAGCAAACAAAAUCAUUAGAAAAAUCCCUAUUUUUUGUCCAAAAAACCCACCCUCCAUAGGCAAACAAAAAAUUUUUUUAUGAAAAAAAUUGAUAUAUAAGUGAUAAUUAGUAUAAUGAAGCUAAUUCUGUUUAAUUGCAUUUUAAAACAUAAAUUUUACAAAUUAAAUUAAUAUUUGCUUUCCAAUUUUUGGGCAGCAGGAUUUUUUAAAUUUCGAAAAAAAAAAUUCUAUAAAAUUUAUAUAUAAUUUUUUUUUAAAAAAGCAAAUUAACCACUCCAUAAGCGAAUAAUUUUUUUUUCGCUCAAGGAGGGAGGGAGUAAGAAAAAUGAAUUAAAAUUUUAAAUUAUUAUGCUCAAUUUGUAUUUUUAAAAAAAUUAAAGUGUAAAUACAAAUUUUUAUUGGCAUAAUUUAAUAGAGAAAUUACAAAAUAGAUAUUUAAUCAUUUUUAACGCUGAAUCUAUAUAAAAAAGAAAUUAAAUUCAAAGAAUUUAUAUUCUUUUACAAUUUUUAAAAAAUGCUUUUAAAAAAAUUAAUGAUGAAAAAAUAAUUUAUAAAAUUAGUUUAGACUUAUUAUAUUCAAAGAUAAAAUUAUUUAAAUAAUUUAUUUAAUAAAAUAAAUUACAGUUCAAAGCAUUAUAAAAAAUAUUUUUAAAAAAAGAUCAAGAUAGCAUUACCGAUUUUUAUAAAGUUAAUUUUGGUCUGUUUUAAUGAUAAAAGUGCAAUUAACGAUAUUUAAAACAAUUUUCAAUAAUAUUUGAUUAAAUUUUUAAUUAUUUCUUCAUAAUUAUUGUGCUAAUUUUUAUAACUUUAAAAGUUCUUUCAUAGAGAAAAAUUAAAAUAUACUUUUUUUAAAAUAGUUUAUUUUUGUAUUUUUUGUUUCAAUUUAAAGGGGGAAGUAAGGUUAAUCUGUGGGUUUUUUCUGGUAGAAGAGGGAUACACUGCUGGGUGUGUGAUUCUGAAGCAAGACGAUUAAGUGACUUCGAGCGAAAAUCAUUAAUUGAGUUUCUAAACUCAGGACCAAAUUUCAGCAUAUAUAUUCUUAAUAUUUGCCGAGCAAUUUUUAAUAAUCGCUUUGAAGAAAUCAUUGUGAAAGACCAGAAACUGUUUGAAAAUCAAGAAAGAUUAGACGAAUGUGUUAAAAUUAUUAACAGCCAACUUGGCACUACUCUUAAGUUUGCAGCUAAAGGAACUAGCGAAGAAACAUGGGCAGAAAUUCUAGACUUCAUUAAUUCGCAGCUUGAUCAACAAAAAAUUGACGAAAUAAAAAACAAAAUCUAUUUCAGCUAUUUAUAUCCAAGGUUAGACAUAUAUGUCUCGAUGGAAAUAUCAAACUUGCUUAAGUCUCCAUUUUCUGUCCACCCAAAAACAGGUAAUUUGAAUGGCAAGUUUUGCUUUCGUCUCUUUUGCUUUUUUUAGUAAUAGAGAUUAUAUAUUAAAAAUAAUUGUUAGUCAGACAGAUAAAUUCAAAUUUAUUAACCCAUUAUAAUAUAUCUAUUCCAUUCUUAGUUGAGCUGGCAGAAGAAUUUAGAGUUGACAAGGUUCCAAACCUAGUAGGUCUAAAUGCUGGAGUAGAUGAUCUUGCCCCUCAUAUAAAAGUUUUGAACAUUAUAAGUGAUAAGCUUAAAGAAUGCUGCCGAAAAAAAAGAAAUAGAAAAACAGCAAAUUUCGAUACACAAAAUUAUGUACCGAAACUUUAA